GGCCUUGUUUCUUCACUCACAACUGGUAUUUUCCUUCUCAACUUCUUCUCUUCGCCGAGAAAUCGCUAAAAAUCUUAUAUUUUUAACGGCGAUGUCAACUGCGGUCGACUCCUUCCCGUCUUUACUGAUCAUCCUACUUCCGCCGAUAACGUCAGCUGCGGCGGUGGUGCCCAUCGUGUUAUUUAUUCUCGCUGCCGCUGCGCUAAUCUCCCCUGGCGGCAUCGCUUGGACUUUUACUCGUAAGAGAAAUCCUAUCCCCGGGCCAGGUGGGCUUGCCGCCGGCAUCGCCCUCGCCGGCGCUGCAGCUCACCGCGCUCUUGCUGUUCUAUCACGUCGUUUUGCUUCAAUACACCUCAUGGCGUUCUCUGUUGGCUUCACACGUUUUAUCGUUUCGAGUCAUCCAGAUACGGCUCGCGAAAUUCUCAACUCGUCAGCUUUUGCUGACAGGCCGAUUAAGGAAUCUGCGCGCGAGCUUCUUUUUCAUCGCGCUAUGGGCUUCGCGCCUUUUGGCGAAUAUUGGAGAAAUUUGAGGAGGAUUUCUUCAACUUAUCUAUUUUGCCCGAAGCGUAUUGCUGCGUUCGGUGAACGGCGUAGGGAAAUCGGGGCAAAGAUGGUGGAGGACGUGAGUUGUUUGAUGGGAACGCAUGGGGAUGUCGAAGUGAAGAGGGUAUUGCAUUUUGGGGCUUUGAAUAAUGUGAUGUUGAGCGUUUUUGGUAAAAGUUUUGAUUUUGCUAAAGGAGAAGGGUUGGAGCUGGAGGAGAUGGUGAAGGAGGGUUAUGAGCUGCUUGGGGGUGUGAAUUGGAGCGAUCAUUUGCCUUUUCUGGGAUGGUUGGAUUUGCAGGGAGUUAGAAAGAGGUGCAGGGUAUUGGUGCAAAAGGUUAAUGUUUUUGUCGGGAAGAUUAUUGAAGAACAUAGAAUGAGAAAGGUUGGGGAAGCAAACGGCGUUAAGUGUGAGAUUGGGGAUUUUGUGGAUGUUCUGCUUGAUUUGGAGAAAGAAGAUAAGCUUUCUGAUUCUGACAUGGUUGCUGUUCUCUGGGAAAUGAUCUUUAGAGGAACUGAUACAGUAGCUAUACUUUUGGAGUGGAUCCUGGCAAGAAUGAUUUUGCACCCUGAAAUACAAGCUAAAGCUCAAGAUGAGAUAGAAGCUGUUGUAGGGAACUCAAGGAAUGUAACUGAUUCUGACAUUCCAAACCUCAAUUACCUACAAUCAAUAGUAAAAGAAACUUUUAGAAUGCACCCACCUGGUCCUCUACUCUCGUGGGCUCGCCUUGCAAUCCAUGAUACUCAUGUUGGAAAUCAUCUAAUUCCUGCUGGCACAACUGCAAUGGUGAACAUGUGGGCAAUAACACAUGAUGAAUCAAUUUGGGCUGAUCCUUGUGAAUUCAAGCCUGAGAGGUUCAUGAAAGAAGAUGUGAGCAUUAUGGGUUCUGAUCUGAGAUUGGCUCCUUUUGGUUCAGGAAGGAGAGUUUGUCCUGGCAAGGCUAUGGGCUUGGCUACAGUUCAUCUCUGGCUUGCUCAGCUGCUUCAGAACUUUAAGUGGCUGCCUUCAAGUGAUGGGGUGAACUUGUCUGAGUGUUUGAAGAUGUCACUUGAGAUGGAACAUCCUUUGAUUUGCCGUGCUCUUCCCAGAGCUUGAAUGGUUUAUGGAAGAGAAAUGCGAGUGUUCUUUUUUAUUUUGACUGAUGUGUAGGCACAUUGUGUUUAACUCUUAUAUCUUGAUCUUGUUUGAAGGAUGCUUUUUGUUUUGCCUAUCGUUGUUAUGGCGGUAGUAAUCUGUGGUUGUAUGUUGAUGAUUACAACUGAUUACAUCUUUCUCAACAUUAUCGAAUGUCACCCCCAAUGAAACCAUGAUUGAUUACUGAUUGAACUUCAAUA
Messenger RNA from Dendrobium catenatum, 1875 nucleotides. RefSeq names its product cytochrome P450 78A5. Bases 92 to 1636 code for a protein of 514 amino acids. Gene Ontology annotation, molecular function: heme binding; monooxygenase activity; oxidoreductase activity, acting on paired donors, with incorporation or reduction of molecular oxygen. NCBI's taxonomy places the organism in Eukaryota, Viridiplantae, Streptophyta, Magnoliopsida, Asparagales, Orchidaceae. The record is from RefSeq and is a predicted model, not a curated record. The transcript is spliced from 2 exons.